AGCACGGUAGUCAGUGAAAAUUAGCAAAAUAGAGACGGUUUCUCAGAGACAAUUACAUACAUACGUACAAGGAAAGCGGAAUCGGAACGAACUUCAAGUGUCUUGUACAUAUAGAGACCAUAUCAGGUGCAGCUACGAUGUACUCUGCUCUCCGGCGCUAUUCCGCGUACUCGAGCGGAACCUUUGGACGACGGCUCAAGCUGCUCACGCCGGUCUAUCCAACUGCAAAUAAUUCCCACAGCCCUUCCAAUGGCCAAAUAACACCGUACCUUCAGCAGCAACAACAACAGCCACAGCACGGCCUCUACAAAACCACAAUUCCCGUUGGUAGCUCUCGGAGCACCAGCAGCAGCUGUUCUCACUGCCGAACAGCUGACCCGCGCUCAGGCGCACUAGCGAACAACAACAAUGAGAGCACGGCAGCCACAACCACCCUGCCCACACCAGCCCACAUUCUCUCUCGCACACACACCCAUACGGCGGGAGCAGCACCAUGUAGAUGUGGCGACGCUCCGACGUCGGCGCAAAAAUGGCGCAGUAGUCGUGUGUGUAACAAUCAUACGACUACAACGACGACAACACUCGAAUACGAACUUUCCAAUUUUGCAAAACUAACGACACAAAUCAGUACGCAAAGCGACGGCGACAGAGCAACAUCAUCAUCAGAAGCCCCAGCAGCAGCAGCUGACCGAGCAGAAGCAGCGAAGCCAAGCGAUCAACUACAAGCAACGGACUUGCCGCCUCCACCGCAAGGACUUCAGCUAUCCUCGCAGCACCACUGGAACCAGCUUCACCGGAGUCUCAACGCUCUCCACCAGCAGCAACUGUGCCACAGCUUCCAGCCGCCGCAGCGUUCUUACAGCAACUGCAGCAACAACAACGACGACAUGAGCAAGUUAGUCAACAUUGACCAGUAUACGCCCCGCGAUCGUCUGGGACUUUGGGGCACCGGCGACAACGAAGUCGUUGGAAGCAUCUCCGGAUUAACCCGUCUCCACGACAAGCGCUAUGCAAAGGGUCUGGCUUUCACACACGAGGAACGCCAGCAGUUGGGCAUCCAUGGCCUUCUGCCGUACGUGGUGCGCGACGAUGAGGAGCAGGUCAAGCACAGCCGCAUCCUGCUUGACCGAUUGGAGAACGACUUGGACAAGUACAUGUACCUGAUCAGCCUGUCGGAGAGCAACGAGCGUCUGUUCUACAAGGUGCUCAGCUCGGACAUCGCCCACAUGAUGCCGCUGGUGUACACCCCAACGGUGGGCCUGGCCUGCCAGAAGUACAGCCUGAUCUACCAGCACGCCAAGGGCAUGUACAUUUCGAUCAAGGACAAGGGCCACGUCUACGAGGUGCUCAAGAACUGGCCCGAGACAGAUGUGCGCGCCAUUGUGGUGACCGACGGCGAGCGUAUCCUGGGUCUGGGCGAUCUCGGCGCCAAUGGCAUGGGCAUUCCCGUGGGCAAGCUGUCCCUUUACACGGCUCUGGCCGGUAUCAAGCCAUCGCAAUGCCUGCCCAUUACCUUGGAUGUGGGCACGAACACUGAAAGCAUCCUGGAGGACCCCCUGUAUGUGGGUCUGCGCCAGAAGCGUCCCACCGGCGCCCUCUACGACGAGUUCAUCGAAGAGUUCAUGAAGGGAUGUGUGCGUCGCUUUGGCCAGAACUGCCUCAUCCAGUUCGAGGACUUUGCCAACGCCAAUGCUUUCCGACUGCUGUCCAAGUACCGUGACUCGUACUGCACCUUCAACGAUGACAUUCAGGGCACCGCCUCGGUGGCCGUGGCCGGUCUGUUGGCCUCGCUGAAGAUCAAGAAGACCACGCUGAAGGACAAUGUGCUCCUGUUCUUGGGAGCUGGCGAGGCCGCUCUCGGCAUUGCCACGCUCUGCACCAUGGCGAUGAAGGCCGAAGGACUCACUGAUGAUGAGGCCAAGGCUCGUAUCUGGAUGGUGGACAGCCGUGGCGUCAUUGUCCGUGACCGCCCAAAGGGUGGCCUCACCGAGCACAAGCUGCAAUUUGCCCAGACUCACGUUCCGAUCGAUACCCUGGAAGAGGCUGUGCGUCGCGUGCGUCCCAAUGUGCUGAUUGGCGCUGCCGCCCAAGGUGGAGCCUUCACCAAGGAGAUCCUGGAGAAGAUGGCCGAGAUCAACGAGACCCCCAUCAUCUUCGCCCUGUCGAACCCCACCAGCAAGGCCGAGUGCACCGCCGAGGAGGCGUACACACACACCCAGGGCAAGUGCAUAUUUGCAUCUGGAUCCCCGUUCGCCCCAGUGACGUACAACGGCCGCAAGUUCUAUCCUGGCCAGGGCAACAACUCGUACAUCUUUCCGGGCGUGGCUCUCGGUGUCCUGUGCGCCGGCAUGCUGACCAUUCCCGAAGAGGUGUUCCUGGUCUCGGCCGAGCGCCUUGCCGAGCUGGUCUCCAAGGAUGAUCUGAACAGGGGCAGCCUGUACCCACCCCUCACCUCGAUUGUCAACUGCUCGAUAGCCAUUGCCGAGAAGAUUGUGGAAUACGCCUACAAGAACGGACUGGCCACCGUUUAUCCCGAGCCCGCCAACAAGGUGGCCUUCAUCAAGGCACAAAUGUACGAUCUGGACUACCCGCGGGCCGUGCCUGCCACCUACCACUUGUAAAUGGAAGUACCCCUAGAUCUAGCUGUGGCAUGGCAGCGUACUUUCCAUUCCACUGCGAGCAGUCGCCGAACACGUGCAUCCCCAGAUAUUAAACCGGCACGAGCAGAAACCAUGUUAUUUAUUAUAUAAAAUCUCACAUCUGUCUAACACAUAGCAAAAUUGUACCACGCCUAUCCACAUCUGUAUGUAUUUACUCGCCCCACGGGCUCCUAAAGCUCCUGGCCAGACCCUACUUUGAGAACUGCGUUUACCAACUCCACAAACAAUUUUUUAUGAUGUCGAUUUUAUGUAAAUGGGCUAUUGAUCUACUAGAUAUGUAAACAAAUUCUAUGUAAUCUUGAAAAACACAAACUAGGCUAAGUACCUACAAAUAAAAUACAA
Molecule: messenger RNA, 3002 nt
Organism: Drosophila pseudoobscura
Lineage: Eukaryota; Metazoa; Arthropoda; Insecta; Diptera; Drosophilidae
Gene: Men
Product: Malic enzyme
Exons: 4
Coding region: 138-2621 (827 amino acids)
Biological process (GO): pyruvate metabolic process; malate metabolic process
Cellular component (GO): mitochondrion
Molecular function (GO): malate dehydrogenase (decarboxylating) (NADP+) activity; NAD binding
Source: RefSeq, a predicted model, not a curated record